UCUAAUUUCACAGUUUUGAGUAGCCAAGCGAAAGUGUUCACAUUGAAUCGAAUUUUGUCCAGUUUAAAGGUUUCGUUUCAUUCCCGCGAAUCGUCAAGAGGAGAGUGAUCUAUAUCUGAGGGAGCGAAUUUAAUUAUGACAGUCAUUUAGAGACGUUUUAAAGCGAAGGGAGGUUUCAAAACCUUCAUCAAUUAGCCAUAUUGAAGACGGAAAACCCGCUGGGAGGAAGAGUUUUACACCGUUGAAAGCUAUGAGUUUUAUACGGUUUCUUCGUCUUCUCACCCGAAGAAAAGUUAUCGACAAUGAUCUAUCUAAUUCUCAGCUUCGCCGAUGUCUUGAUGUCUUCGAUUUAACUUCAAUUGGGGUCGGUGCGACGGUGGGAGCGGGUCUGUAUGUAGUCACUGGACAGAUCGCCAGAGAUGUCGCCGGACCAGCCAUCGUGUUGUCGUUCUUCAUUGCCGCUGUUGCCGCUUUCCUUUCGGGGAUUUGUUACGCGGAAUUUGGAUGCCGUGUCGUAAAGGCAGGGUCUGCCUAUGUGUACACCUACUCUUCUUUAGGUGAGAUAUGGGCAUUUAUCAUCGGCUGGAACAUGAUUCUAGAAUAUGUGAUCGGUACAGCUUCGCUCGGCCGCGCCAGCAGCGAAUACAUCGACUCCAUUGCCGGCGGAGCUAUUCGAAAAUUCUUUAUCGAAAACAUUGGGGCGUUUAAUGUAUCGGGCUUGGGAUCGUACCCGGAUUUUCUGGCUUUUAUUCUUGUUCUCUUGGUGUCCAUGAUCGUUGCCAGCGGAGCCAAGCACUCGGCUGUAUUCAACAAAUGCGUGACCACAGUAAACAUGCUGGUAAUACUCUUCGUGCUGGCUGUCGGCUUGUUCCAUGUCAACCCUUCCAAUUGGGCCGGCAGACAACAGUUCCUUCCAUACGGAGUGUCCGGAGUCCUGGCCGGUGCUGCGAGCUGUUUUUACUGCUUCGUCGGCUUUGAUGUGAUAGCAACAGCCAGUGAAGAGACCAUUAAUCCCAAGCGAGCCAUCCCUCUCUCUAUCAUGUUGUGCCUUGUUAUCAGCUUUCUUGCUUACUUUGGGGUUGCGUCCGUUCUGACACUGAUGGUGUCCUAUGACAAGCUCGACAAAUUCGCUCCCUUACCAGAGGCUUUCAAAGCAACUGGUAUCCCCGCAGCCAAGUAUGUUAUUGCCGUCGGAGGGCUGUGUGCGUUAGCAGGUUCGCUGAUGAGCGGCAUCUUCGCCGUCCCAAGGAUCAUGUACUCCAUGGCAAGCGAUGGUCUCCUUUUCAAGUUCUUUGCCAGGAUCUACGAGCGAACUAAUGUUCCUCUGAUCUCUAUCACCUUCGCAGGGGUACUUUCAGCCCUACUGGCCCUACUGCUAGACCUAAAACAACUAGUUGAGAUGUUGUCAAUUGGUACCUUACUCGCCUACACCUUGGUCUCUAUCUCUGUCCUUGUGUUGAGGUUCCAGCCUGGCGUCGAAGAUGUCAAUUAUGACGAAGAUACCCCGAGUUCUGUGCGAAGCUACAAAGUCAUCUGUUGCCAAAAGAUGCUGCCGGAAUCGAAAGGUGCCGAGUACAAGCCUUUGGAAAGCGUGGCGGAGGACAAGAACCAAGAAAAUAAAGCUUCGGAAGAACCAUCCACAUCAACAAGUCAUAUUGCCAACGCCGCUAUCUCUCUUCAGGUCGUGGGUCUCGCUGGUUUCUGUGCGCUGCUGAUAGCAGGAUGGGGAGAUUUAGACGACGGCGAGGCAUGGGCUGUAUUCACAGCUGUUUUCCUUGGAAUUCUCAUAAUAUUUGGAUUUGUAGUGAUGCAGCUUCAACCUAAAAACAGAGCGAGAUUCCCUUUCAAGGUUCCCUGUAUACCGUGGCUUCCCAUUGCCAGCGUUGUGGUAAAUCUGUUCCUGCUACUCAAAUUGUCCGUUUGGACAUGGGUACGAUUCAGUGUUUGGAUGAUUUUAGGAUUUGUUAUUUACUUUGGCUAUGGAAUAAGGAACAGCGCCGAAGGAAAUCCGAAGCAAGACACAAACGACAACGAUUUUAUCCUUCAAGGAACACCAGAUGUGAAACAAGAUGUACACCAAGUUCAGCCCAGUCGCGAAACCGAUGACAAAGAACCUUUAGCAGCAAGCUUCAGUGAUCCUUCCUAGAACUUGAAUGUCUCGGAACUGUCCUUCGUAGUUGGUUUGUUAAUGUCACGCAACGAUGUCACGAAAUCAGGCUCCCAACAUCGUUACGUGACAUUUCUCUAGAGGGCUGCAACGGAAACUAUUCAUUUGGUUAAAAAAUUUGAAUCAUGGGUUAAAAUAUUAUUAUUUUAUGAACAUAUUAUCAGUUUUUCAGAAACUUGUGCGUUUUGGCAGACUUGUCGUUGUCCAAAAUGUCCUCAAGAUUAAUUAAUUUUUCGAAUAAAUAAUUUUUCUUUGUUCUGUCGAUAAUAUAUAUGGCCACUCCUCCUUGACGCAAUAUCCAUGCAAUUUUGCAUGGAUAUUGGAUAAAGUGUGGAUGUUGGCUAGUGUUUAAGAUUUAAUUCAUGUUGUAAAUAUCAACAAAUGGCAAUAAUUGUUCUAGAACACAUAAUAUGCUCGCUGACUGGGAGAAAUACUGUCGUAAAAUGAAACGAAAGUUUGUUUCACAAAAUGUUAUUAAUUUUGAGCGAAUAUGUCUUCAGGGUACUGAAAUCGAUAAAAUUCUCCUCCAAGAUUUAAUUUGUAUUAUAUUUUUGUUCCUGUAAACAGUGGCAGAGACCAAAGAGUUUAAUAAUAUUUAUUUUUAAAUUCAAGAAAAAAGAUAUGGAGCAUGAAAAAUUCCAUUUGGCUAGUCGUAGUUUCCGUUGAGAAACUACUAUUUUACAGACUUUUGAAUGGUUGAGAGUAUUCGUUGUAUGCUUGCAGAAAAGGUGCCAUUUUUUAAGGGUUGUUGGAGGGGAGGGGGGGUAUAGAGGCGUGCGAGAAGAGCACGAGGCGGAGUCACACGCACGCGCAGGUAGAUGGUCGCGCGAAAAAGCCUCUCCUCGCCUUCGCCUCGUGAUUGCCUUCGCUCGCCUGAUAAUCACAAAACGAAACGACACCUUAUCUACAAGCUACAGUAGCAUAAAUUUCUGCCAAUGUGAACAGUUUUCAUACUGUUUUUCCUUUGAUAUUAUUUACCACAUAUGCGUGACAUUUUGUUGUGAAAGUCAUCUUUCCUUAUAGUAAAGUUUGAAUUUGGGUCACUCAGUUUGGAAGUAUGUCAGUACAUUUUAGGAAACACUUGAGAAAUAUGGGUUUUAAUAAGAUACAUGAAAAAAACUACUCUGUUCCGAUUGGUUAAGAUAAAUGCAGUUUUCAGGUGACUCAUUACAGAAGAGGGUGAAUUCAGUGCAAAGAAGUAACAAACCAGACUGAACAAUUCCUAGAACUGUUUAGCCGGAUUUUGAACUUUUUUGCGCCUUAAGGAUGUGAAAGAAUCAUUGUAAAUUAUUGUUUUGACCGACGCGGUUAUUUUGGCCGAACGCUGUGUUUGAAUAAAUUAUUUUCACAUUUGAUGCGCGCGCUUUGCUUCUGCGUUAUUAUGAUAAGCUAUCUCGUAUUUUUUCAUGUAUAUUAUUAAAACGUAAUCUCGUGAUUUUUCUCGUGCAAUUUGGAAUAAACAAGCACUUGUAAAUUUUUUCAAAGACCACAAAUUGCACUUACCCAACGGGCUCGUGCACUUUUGUUAGUCUUUGAAAAGAUUUACUAGUGCUUAUUUAUUCCAAUUUCACUCGAAAUCAUGUGAUUGCCUACACAAAAAAAAGAUUCGUUUGAGGUGUAAAAUACCAACACAUUUAUUUUAGUAAAGGAUUUUUGACCACGAUUGCGCAAAUAAAUUGCGCCGUUUGUGCCUCUUAGUACAUCUUACUUUUUGCUGCCCGAUGGUUUAGUACAGAAAAAGUUUAUCACCCAUGGUGAGCCGCUCAAAGGUUUCAGCUGGCAUGGGCUGCAUGUACUGCAUGUACUGGUUCAAAAUUAGUUUCACUUAUGGGAUUAUUUUAAUUUAUCUUCAUUAACUUGCUUUUUUGUUCUGCAUAGAAUCAUGAAGCUGGAGAAAUGCAUCAUUUUAAAAAAUGGUGACAUGUUAUAUUUCUCUCUCACGGCGUAAACAACUAAAUAAAAUAAUUUGUGGGUUGGUUAAAAGGAGUUAAAUAUAACUGAUAUCUCGUUUUAGAAUUCUGUAACGGGUGUUAAAUAAAAUUACUGGUGCUGA
Messenger RNA from Pocillopora verrucosa, 4220 nucleotides. Its product is annotated as high affinity cationic amino acid transporter 1-like. Gene Ontology annotation, biological process: amino acid transport; transmembrane transport. Lineage: Eukaryota; Metazoa; Cnidaria; Anthozoa; Scleractinia; Pocilloporidae. Gene Ontology annotation, molecular function: amino acid transmembrane transporter activity. Gene Ontology annotation, cellular component: plasma membrane. The record is from RefSeq and is a predicted model, not a curated record.